Gossypium arboreum is the source of this 3752-nucleotide messenger RNA. RefSeq names its product probable disease resistance protein At1g61300. The record is from RefSeq and is a predicted model, not a curated record. Bases 596 to 3553 code for a protein of 985 amino acids. Gene Ontology annotation, molecular function: ADP binding; protein binding. The transcript is spliced from 4 exons. Lineage: Eukaryota; Viridiplantae; Streptophyta; Magnoliopsida; Malvales; Malvaceae.
AUCUUACAAAUCCAUAUGUAAAGAAUUUUCCUGAGUUGAAUCCAAAAUUUAAUACCAACAAGAACAACACCAAUAACUAUACUCUCAUUAAUUAUUAUUAUCUGUUACAAUUGAGCACCAAGAUCACUGCAAUACUUGCUGGUAUUGUCCAGAAUUAAUGCAAAGGACAUUUCUAUGGAUUUUCGACAAUCAUAUCUAUCUUUGAAAAUUUGAGAGCAGAUCAAAGGUUUUAUUACCAACUGAUAGAUACGACUGUCGAGAAAAUUCUGUAUCAAAUACGUAGCUGUGCCCAAAAAGCCAACUAAUAAUGGCAGACACCAAAGAGAGAAGCUAAAAGAAAAAAGAUGGGAUUUCUUACUAAUAAUUUUGACUUUUUUUAUCUUCACUUCUUCUUUUUUUGACUAUUGUACCCACAACAUUCUUUCUUCUUCACUGUUUUUUAUUUCUUUUGAUGUCCAAGGUCUAUCACUAAUUUUCAAGCAUCCAGUCAAGUUAUAGCAGCUUGCUUCGUAAGAUAGUCAAGGGAGUGAACUUCACUGCUUCAUUUUCAGUUCUAAUCUCAACACUUUUCAGACAGUAGGUCAGGGACAUAGCAAUGGAGCCCGUAGAGCCUGUUCUUGGCAUUGCCAAGUGUCUUGGACCUCCUGUUUGUAAAUACUUGAAAUAUCACAGAAAGCUGAAUGAUUAUGUGAGAAACUUCAAGAGGACCAGAGAUGAAUUGAAAUGCAAAAUGAAAGAUAUAGAGCUGCAAUUGAAAGCAGAGCUUCUUCGCCCUCUGGGGAAGAUACCGAAGCAGGGAGUUGAAAAUUGGUUGACAGAUGUGAAAGAGAUGAUUAGGGAAGCACAAGUUGUUGAAAACAAAGUCAGUAACGGGAGAUAUAUCUGUCGUGCUUGCAACGGGCAGCUGGUUGAUGAAAAGACUCGAGAAAUGAAGGAAUUUCUUGAUAGAGCUCCUAAUUCCUCUGAAGGUCUUGCUAUGGAUGGUCCAAAUGCUGGGUUGCCACUGCCAACAUCAGAACUAGUUGGAGAGGAAGCUGUCAGAAACGAGAUUUGGGCAUGUUUGAUGCAGAGGGAGGUGAGCAAGAUUGGGGUUUGGGGGAUGGGUGGUGUGGGUAAAACCACUAUCAUGAAGCACAUCCACAAUGAUCUUUUGAAACAUCAAAGAUUGAAAAGGGUAAUCUGGGUUACCAUAUCAAAGGAGUUCAAUGUAAUGAAGGUACAAGAUGAUAUUGCAGGUGCAUUGAAGUUGAGGGAAGAUUUGGCCAUAGAAGGAGACAAGCUCAGACGAGCAGCAAUCUUGUCAGAAAUGCUGAAAAAAGUAGGAAAGCAUGUUCUAAUCCUAGAUGAUGUGUGGGAUAAAGUCUCUCUAGAGGAAGUUGGGAUCCCCGAGCCCAGUGGCAGCAAUGGCUGCAAGUUGGUGUUGACAACCCGUUCCGAGCAUAUCUGUAAGUAUAUGGGUUGUAAGGUGAUAAAAGUGAAGCCCCUUUCAGAAGAAGAGGCAUUGAUACUAUUCUUGAAUAAAGUUGGACCUAGCAUAGUUCAAAGUCCAAAUAUAAUGCCAACUUUGAAGCUUGUUGUCAAAGAAUGUGCGGGCCUACCUCUUACAAUUGUUGUGGUAGCUGGUACCAUGAAUGGAGAAGAUAGCCCUCGUAUUUGGAAAAAUGCACUCAAGGAUUUGAAAGAGAGAAUAGGGAAAGUGGAAGGAGUAGAAGAUGAGGUAAUCGGGCGCUUGAAAUUUAGUUUUGAUCACUUGAAAGAUGGGAAAGUAAAAGAUUGCUUCUUGUACUGUGCAUUAUAUCCUGAAGAUUUUGAAAUUAGUAAGGAUGAACUAAUCGAGUGCUGGAUUGAUGAGGGAUUCAUAGAUGAAAUGGAUACAAGACAAGAAAUGGAAGACAAAGGCCUUGCUAUUUUGAAAAAGCUGGAAGAUAACUGCUUGUUGGAAAAUAUUACCAAUGAACUUGGUAUACCUCGCGUAAAGAUGCAUGAUGCAGUGAGAGACAUGGCAUUGUCGAUCACAAGAACGAAUCCUCAAUAUAUGAUACAAGCAGGCUUGCAAUUAAGAAAGUUACCGAAAGAGGAGCAAUGGAGUCCGGAUAUUGAGAAAGUGUCGCUUAUGUAUAACUCAAUAAAAUUUCCCAUAGAUGUGCUGCCCACAAAAUGCCAACUCCUCACAACCUUGUUAUUGCAGAAGAACCCUCUAUGGGAGAUCCCAUAUUCUUUCUUCACAAACAUGCCUUGUCUUUGUGUCCUCAAUUUGUCGUUUACGGACAUCAAGAGUUUACCAAAUUCCAUCUCUGAACUAAAGAACCUCACAACAUUGUUGCUUCGUGGCUGUGUUGGAUUAAGAGAUCUGCCAUGUCUUUCGAUGCUUCAAGAAUUGAAGAAGUUGGAUCUUUUUUGGACUGCAGUUGAGGAAGUACCUGAAGGCAUGGAUAUGCUGAUAAAGCUAAGAUACAUUGAUCUUGGAGGGCCCAAUCUGAAAGAGAUACCCGCUGGACUUUUACCAAAACUCGUUCACCUUCAGCACUUGAGUUUUGAUUUCUCUAACAUAAGUCUAAAAGCAGAGGAGGUAGUGCCAUUGGAGAAGUUGGAAUGCUUUAACGGAAGUUUCAAAGACAUUUAUGAACUCAAUAAGUUCAUCUCGUCAAUGCAGCAAAAUAAGAAAAAUCUCAUCAAGUACCAUUUACAGUUGGGCAUAGCUGAUCGGUAUGUUGGAAGAGAUAGAAGAUUAACAAUUGAAGAAGUCCACAAUUGGGAAGGUGACCUAAUUUUGCUCCCAAUUGAUAUUCAGGAGUUGCGUAUUAGUGAUUUCCACUAUAUGAGAUGCCUAGGCGAUAGUAUUUCUUGCUUAACAAAUGCGGUUGACUUGACAACAUGUACAAUUCAGUUUUGCAAAAGGAUAGAGUGUGUUGUUUCCUUAUCCUCUUUUACCUCUUCUUCCAUUCAUCCAUUUCAAAGCCUUGAGGUGUUGUUUCUAGGAGAUCUGCCAAAGUUGAGUGCCCUUAUUAUUAAAGACGAAGGAUUUGGUUCAACAACAACAUCAACAUUGGCUCCGUCUGCUACAUUUUCCAAUCUUAAGGAAAUCACUUUAACCGCAUGCUCAAGUAUGAAGACGUUGCUUCCACAUUGGUUGCUUCCAAACCUCCAAAACCUGGAAGAAAUAACAGUGUCUUAUUGUAACGAGGUAGUAGAAAUAUUGGGAGCACAAACAUCAAAAGUUGGAGAAAAAGGAAGUGAUGCAUUAAUCAAAUUCCAUCUUCCCAAAUUGAGGGAGUUGAAAUUGUGCGAAUUACCAAAAUUGAAGAGAAUCUGCAGCAAAACUGGAGUAAUGGUUUGUGAUUCUCUCCAACUUAUCGAUGUUAUGCUUGACUGUUAUAAACUGACGAGAAUUCCUCCAUUUGUUCCUCUUGUUGGCAAUGGGCAGCCAUUUGCAUAUGCUCCACCUUCUCUUACCAUCAGGUCAAGCGCACAAUGGUGGGAAUGGUUAGAGUGGGAUGACAAUCCAAACUUUAAAAAUGUUCUUCAACCCCUUUGGAAGAAUAGGAAGCAUUAAAGGUUCAUCGCAUAUUAGGAGUUGUGGACGAGCGACUAUCCUAAUCCCUACAUUCAAGCUUUAAAUCCUGGGAAUUUAUCUCUCUUCUUUUAUUAUAUUUUUAAAUAUUGAGUACAAACAUGGGAAGAUUUACAAUGUUUUUAUGUAUGUUUUUCUAUUUUAAAUCAUCAGGGUAAAAUAUCUCGUUAGUUAUUAUAAA